Messenger RNA from Nicotiana attenuata, 1638 nucleotides. RefSeq names its product IAA-amino acid hydrolase ILR1-like 3. The coding region runs from base 150 to 1460 and encodes 436 amino acids. Gene Ontology annotation, molecular function: IAA-Ala conjugate hydrolase activity. The record is from RefSeq and is a predicted model, not a curated record. Lineage: Eukaryota; Viridiplantae; Streptophyta; Magnoliopsida; Solanales; Solanaceae. Gene Ontology annotation, biological process: auxin metabolic process. Gene Ontology annotation, cellular component: endoplasmic reticulum. The transcript has 5 exons.
AAAAUUUAAGCCCGAAAUAUUUAAUAGGAAUACUUUAUUAUAAGUCGAGGUGUUCAACUGAAUAGACCUUAAUUCAUGUCAAAUUUGGAAAAAAACAAUCAAUGAUGUCAAUUCGUUGAAAGGAGCACGAUCAAGCCAAAGAUUGUUGGAUGGGUUCGUUCUACGUUUACUUCAUGUUGGCACUGCUAUUUGCUAAUUUCUUUCAAAAUUCAUGCGUUCUGCAUACUAGUACUACUACAAGUGAGCUUUUAACAAGAGAACUUUUGGAAUCGGCGAAGCAGCCGGAGUUCUUCGAUUGGUUGAGGAGGAUCCGUAGGAGAAUACAUGAGUACCCAGAAUUGGCUUUUCAAGAGCACCAAACGAGUCAACUCAUUAAAAAUGAGCUGGACUGGCUCGGCGUCAAGUAUUUGUGGCCCGUAGCUAAAACUGGUUUGGUUGGAACCAUUGGGUCUGGAUCUCAACCUUGGUUCGGUUUAAGAGCUGAUAUGGAUGCUCUUCCUAUUCAGGAAUUGGUAGAGUGGGAGCACAAAAGCAAGAUCGAUGGCAAAAUGCAUGCCUGUGGCCAUGAUGUUCACGUCGCCAUGCUGCUUGGAGCAGCGAGAUUGCUUCAAAACAGAACAGAUAAGUUGAAGGGCACUGUGAAGCUUGUCUUCCAACCAGCAGAAGAAGGCUACGGUGGUGCCUCCUAUAUGUUAGAAGGAGGGGCACUAAACAGGUUUCAAGCAAUAUUUGGCUUGCAUGUCUCACCAUUUAUGCCCGUUGGUACUAUCAGUUCUCGACCUGGUCCUAUCAUGGCUGGCUCAGGCAGGUUCAAAGCAACGAUACAAGGGAAAGGUGGACAUGCAGCAACCCCACAUAAAACUAGAGACCCAAUCCUAGCUACUUCUAUGGCAGUUCUUGCACUACAACAACUUGUUUCCCGAGAAACUGAUCCUCUGGAGCCUAGAGUUGUCUCUAUUGGAUUUGUAGACGGUGGUCAAGCAGGAAAUGUUAUCCCUGCAAGUGUAGAUUUAGGUGGAACAUUUCGGUUCAUGACAUCAGAAGGUUAUUCCUAUCUUCAGCGGAGGAUCAAAGAGGUGAUAGAGACUCAAGCAGCUGUACAUCUGUGUUCGGCUACUGUCAAUUUCAUGGAGGAACUGAGGCCAUAUCCACCAACUCUAAAUGAUCCCAAAUUGUAUGAGCAUGUCAGAAAAGUUGGACAAGUCUUGCUUGGUGAGCAAAAUGUGCUGCUUGAUCCUAUUUCAAUGGGCGCAGAGGACUUCAGCUUCUAUUCCCAGAAAAUGGCAGCUGCAUUCUUUAGCAUUGGGACGCAAAAUAAAACUAUCACAUCUGCUAUUAUAGAUAUACACUCCCCCUACUUCACUGUCAAUGAAGAGGUUCUUCCUUUUGGAGCAGCUCUUCAUGCUGCUGUCGCCAUCUCUUACUUUGAUACACAUGCAUUGACGCAACAAGAAGCAUAGACAUAUUGUUCUUGAGCAAUAAUCUCGCGUGUAAAUAAACUUCUUUGUUAGUAGAAAAACAUCUAUGAGAGGGAUCUUGUUUAUCAGGAAUCAGGCUUAUAUGCUUCAAGAAACAUUUCAAUAAGACAGAUUUUGGAUUGUUUUUACAUGGUAAAAUUAAACUACUACUUGCAAAUGA